AUGGCAAUGUCUCAUAAACGAGGGGAUGCAUGCGAGCAACCGGAGGACUUGAAGGGCCAGCUGGAUGCUCAGAGCCGGGAAACCGAGAAGUUUAAGCUUCUCUUACAGGAAAAAAAAGACCAGCUGAGCCAGUUAAUUGCUCCCCUGAACCUUCAAUCCGAGCUGGAGGUAGCUAAAGCUGAUAACCUCCGCCUAACGGCCGAACUCGAUGAGCUUGACGAGAACCGGCUCCUGAAUCAGGAUAAUACAAACCUUAGCCAAGAGAAUGCUAACUUCACUUCCAAACUAGAUGAGUUUAAUGCUGCUAUCGCCCAACUUCGAGGUGAGCUUAACUCAGUCAAGGCUGAUGUGGAGAAAGCGAUAGAAAAGUCCAGGAAACUUGAAGCCGAGAGAGCCAUCGAGAAGCAGAAGCUGAGGGUCUUUGAAGAAAAGGCCGAGACCCGUGCCCGGAUUAGUGAUGAGCUUAAGAGCGAGCUCGAGGAAACUGUUGCGGCCAAUGAUCGUCUCCAAACUGAGCUUUCAUCUGUCAAUAUGGUUCUAAUCACUCUACUUGACAUGAAAUCCGAGUUGGAGGAGAAGCUGAAGAAAACUGAGGCCGAUCUAAAUGAAGCCCUCAAUGAUAUAGUAGCCGCCAAGGCUCGUUCUUCACUCUUGGCUGAGUAUGAAUGGUGGAAAUUCGGAAGGAUGACCCUCGAGCACAUUGAACGGGGUAUGGAAAAUAUCCCAGCUCGCAUACUUGAUGUGAGGAUGAUCGAGGAUAAGGCUAAGAAAGAUCUUGAGGCUAGCUCCGAAGACCAUUCUGAGGAGACCGUAUUCGAGAACUCGGAUUCAUCUCAUACCGAGUAG
Molecule: messenger RNA, 846 nt
Organism: Lycium barbarum (goji berry)
Lineage: Eukaryota; Viridiplantae; Streptophyta; Magnoliopsida; Solanales; Solanaceae
Exons: 2
Coding region: 1-846 (281 amino acids)
Source: RefSeq, a predicted model, not a curated record